Urocitellus parryii (Arctic ground squirrel) is the source of this 3645-nucleotide messenger RNA. NCBI's taxonomy places the organism in Eukaryota, Metazoa, Chordata, Mammalia, Rodentia, Sciuridae. The record is from RefSeq and is a predicted model, not a curated record.
AUGAGCUUCUCACUCACAUUCAUGGAACUGACCAACAUUGCCAUACCACAGUGUGGGGUGGUGAAUUUCAGGGCCCUGCACCUCCUGAUCGAGGGCAUUCUGGAGCACAUUCAAAUGGCUGAGCUCAAGAAGGAACUCUCGGGGGAUGAGGACUUCCUCCAGACCUCGCAGGUCGUGCUUGUGCCUGGGGAAGGAGAUUCCCAGCCUGUAAUCAACCCUAUGAAGCGACUCAGCAACGUCUUUGACGGUGUGGUGACCCGCCUCGACAGGAUCGAGAAUCAACUGGCUGGGUUGCAGGACCUGCCCUCCACUGCCCAGCUGCUGGAGGGCAGCCAGGGGACCAAACGGCCUGCCGAGGACCUGUGGCAUCUCAUCAAGCUCCGAAAGAUGGUGGAGGGCAAUGAAGAAGCCAUGGCCAAGUCCAUGGUGACCCUGCAGGAUCUGCUCACUGACCUGAACCCACUCAAGGUCACCGUUGAAACCCUCAGGAAGGACGUGAACAUGAUGAAGGAUUGUUUUGAAAAGAUAUGCCCAGAAAAAGUGGACCUCUUAUCUGAGGACUUGAAAACGCAGAACCGGAAGAUGAGCAUACUGCAGCAAGAAGUGGAUUCUCUCAAGAACAGGAUUCACGCUCUCCCCAAAGCUGAGGAUCUGGUGCUCUGGAGUGGCCUCCAUGAGGCCAUGUUCACUCCAGAAGCCACUUCACAAGAGCUGGAGAUGUCCAAACAGUGGCAGACCACAGACCAGCCUCCACAGGCUGCCCUGGCCCAGGAGGAGCCCGGGCAGAUCUACUCAGCAGUGUCCAGGCGCCAGGUCAACCUCAGGCUCUCAUGCCUGGUCCUGGGCUUUGGCCUUGGCCUGGGCCUGGACCUGGGUCUUGGCCUUGGCCUGGGCCUGGGCCUGGUCCUGGGCCUUGGCCUUGGCCUGGGCCUGGUCCUGGUCCUGGGCCUUGGCCUUGGCUUGGGCCUGGGUCUAUUCCUGCUCUUGCUCCUGCUCCUGCUCCUGGGCCUGGGCCUGGGCCUGGGCCUAUUCCUGCUCUUGCUCCUGCUCCUGGGCCUGGGCCUGCUCCUGUUUCUAGGCCUGGGCUGGUUCCUACUCCUACUCCUGGGCCUGGGCCUGCUCCUGUUCCUAGGCCUGGGCUGGUUCCUGCUCCUGCUCCUGCUCCUGGGCCUGGGCCUGCUGCUGUUCCUAGGCCUGGGCUGGUUUCUGCUCCUGCUCCUGCUCCUGGGCCUGCUCCUGUUCCUAGGCCUGGGCUGGUUCCUGCUCCUGCUCCUGGGCCUGGACCUUGGCCUGCUCCUGGGACUGGGCCUGCUCCUGGACCUUGGCCUGGGACUGGGCUUUGGCCUGCUCCUGGAGCUGAGCCUGCUCCUGGGACUGGGCCUGCUCCUGGGCCUUGGCCUGGGACUGGGCCUGCUUCUAGGCCUGAAUCUGGGCCUGCUCGUGGGCCUGGGCCAGGGCUGGAGCCUGAACCCACGCCUGCAGUGGGGCCUGCCUGGCCCAGGUCCAUCAGACUCCCAGCAGCCCCCCAGGGCCCCACCCCCAGCCACAGAGUUGGGAUCCUCGUGGCCUCUUCCAUUGCAGCUGCACCAGACUCUUGAGGCCCCAGAGCUCCCAGCUGUGGAAGAAAAGGGGGAUGAAUAUUACCCUUACCUCAUGGUAGACUCUCUGGCUGGGCCUUCCCCAGGUGAAGCCACCAAGGAUCAGGGUCCCACAGCUAGGGCCUCGGAAGCACACCUGAAGGGUCCCCAGAAUGCCCUUGAGCAAUUGAAAACCACUGUUGCUGCUGCUGCUGCAGCGGCUGCAAACUACGCUGCGGCUGCCAACUCAGCUGCCCAGACAGCCAAGGCUGCUGCCAAGGCGAUCACCGAUGCCCCUGCCAGCAAACUGGCUACUAAAACCGCCAUUGCGGCUGCCCCCAGGCCCUUUGGGCCCCGUUCAGAUGUCUCGGGUGCAGGGUCUUCCCGCGGGGCAGCCGAACCUACGACCUUGGAUCAGGAGAGCAAGCAGCUACAAGACUUGGUGGUAGAUUAUGAAGAAUUGGCUCCCCAGUUCCCCACCAAGGACAUCCCUCCCACCAAAACCCUGUCACAGGCCAUGCAGGCUGCCAAGAAGGCGAAGAGCACCCAGGACAAGAAGGCGGCGGUCAAGCGCUCCAUGGGCCACAUAGCCCAAGUGCCGGAUAGACAUGACUCCCUGAGGGAAGAGUUUGCCCAGCUGUCAAACAACCUGCAGCAGCAGCUGGCUUACCUAGCGCACGCGGGAGGCUCUUCCAAGCUUGAGGCGGCCGUGGACAUACUGCAGGACAAGAUAAAUAACAUCCAGAAGUCCAGGCUGAAGGAAGAGGAACUUGAGAGAGUUUGGGGCACCCAAAUAGAGUCCAUGAAGAAUCACUACGUCGUGCUGGACCGUUUGGUGGGAAAGCUCCAGGCUCGUGUGGAUGAGUUCAAGAAUCUCCAGGCUCAAAUCAGAAACCUGGAGCAGACCAAGGCGAAUAAGAGCUCGCUGGAGGAGGAGCUUCGAGAAAAAGCUGACAAGAGCGCCCUGGCAGGCAAGGCCAACCGCGCAGACCUGGAGACGGUGGUGACCGAGCUGCAUGAGACGUUUCAGAGCAUCUUGUUCAAGCUCACGACCCAGAAUGACCACUGGAAGAACGCCGUGGAGCAGCUCAAGAAGGAACUGAGCACCAAGCUGGUGCACAGUGACCUGGACCUUCUGAAGAAGGGCCUGGAGGAGGUCUGGGAAGUGGUCAAGAAGCUGCUGCUGGAGGGCCUGCUCUACGACCCCGACAGCGCCGCGGGCUUCAGGAGGAAACUGUUUGAGCGGGUGAAGUGCAUUUCCUGCGACCGGCCAGUGGAGAUGAUGACCGGCCCGCAGCUCAUCACCAUACGCAAAGCCCGCCUGCUGUCAAAGCUGCGGCCGGCCAGUGCCAACAGCUACGAAUACCUACAGCGCCAAAUGAUGAGGGAACACCAGCGGAUGCAGCUGCAAGAGGACGGCCUGCACACUCUGGGCGCUCAGCAGGACUGGGGCGACAGCCUCCAAAAUGACACCACCCUCAAGUUCAAGCCAGGGGAGCUGUCAACACUCUACCCCUAUGGGGACCCCCAAGUGUUAAACUACGACACUGCCGAGGUGGACAUCCUGGGAGUGGACGGGAUUCUGUACAAAGGCCGAAUGAACACUCAGUUUGGGGCCCAACCCUUGACCACGGCAGAGAAGGAGUUGGCAGCUGUCAAGGUUCCUUGUCCCCCAGCUAGAAACCUGUAUGCUCCUGUGCGCUCCAGUGACUUAUUUGGUACCAACUGCCCCCCCUUGGGUCCCCGCCCUGGAGCCUGCUCAGCCACCCCUGGCUCUCCCUCCGUGACGCUGGCUCAACCGCCAUCCYUGCCACCUCUGCCACUGCUGCCGCCGCUGUUCCCCCCUCUGCGGAACCCCCAGCAGGCCCCAGAGCCUACCAGACACUUGAGGUCUCUGCGCCCUGAGUCCCGAACCAGCAAGCAGCCUAUGGAGGAGCCUGUCAACCCGUGAGCCCCUACCCUUCCUGUGUCCCCACAAGUCUCAGGUCCCAUCUACUCCCCCGGGGUGAGACCCGGGGCCCUGGAGCUGGUCCAGGAAACGUCCCCUGGGCAAACCAAACAGGUCUGC